Lampris incognitus (smalleye Pacific opah) is the source of this 3394-nucleotide messenger RNA. It is a transcript of the gene sar1aa, whose product is annotated as secretion associated, Ras related GTPase 1Aa. The transcript has 7 exons. Gene Ontology annotation, cellular component: endoplasmic reticulum exit site; COPII vesicle coat. Lineage: Eukaryota; Metazoa; Chordata; Actinopteri; Lampriformes; Lampridae. The coding region runs from base 43 to 639 and encodes 198 amino acids. Gene Ontology annotation, molecular function: GTPase activity; GTP binding. The record is from RefSeq and is a predicted model, not a curated record. Gene Ontology annotation, biological process: intracellular protein transport; endoplasmic reticulum to Golgi vesicle-mediated transport; membrane organization.
GUGACCCUGUCCGGAACGAGAGCACAAGCCAAGACCACCGAAAUGUCAUUCUUAUUUGAUUGGAUCUACCGGGGAUUUAGUGGCGUUUUACAGUUCUUAGGACUUUACAAGAAGAGUGGGAAGCUUGUAUUUUUGGGGCUUGACAAUGCUGGAAAAACAACCCUCCUACACAUGUUGAAAGACGACAGACUUGGACAGCAUGUGCCCACGCUGCAUCCAACUUCUGAAGAGCUGACAAUCGCUGGAAUGACAUUUACCACAUUUGACUUGGGAGGACAUGUACAAGCAAGAAGAGUUUGGAGGAACUACCUGCCAGCUGUCAAUGGAGUUGUCUUUCUUGUAGACUGCGCUGAUCACGACAGACUCACAGAAUCUAAGACCGAACUUGAUGCUCUCCUUGCAGAUGAGACCAUUGUUAAUGUCCCUGUGCUGGUUUUGGGCAAUAAAAUUGACCGGCCAGAGGCUAUUAGUGAAGGAGGACUGAGAGGAGCAUUAGCUCUUGAUGGCCAGGUCACUGGAAAGGGCAACGUCUCCCUGAAGGAACAGAACGUCAGGCCACUGGAAGUCUUCAUGUGCAGCGUAUUGAAAAAGCAAGGCUAUGGGGAAGGAUUCCGAUGGCUGUCGCAGUACAUUGACUAACAUGUGGAGGGAUUGUUCCCCUAUCAAGUGAGCUUUAGCUGUGAGAGAAUUCUUCACAAAGAAUCAGUGCUGUGUGCAGUCACCCAUGGAAAGCCAUGAAAGCCACAGUUGGUGUUGUGCAGUCCAUAUUCGAAAUCAUGUCCUUCAGGGAUCAUGUCCUUUCGUCAUGUUACAUUCUAGUACUUAGUUUGAUGUUAAAGGUUUCUAUGCAAAUUUUAGGAAGCGGUACAUGAUGCACUGCCUUUAGUAUGUUAUUACCCUAACAUUAGUCAAUCCACUGAGUUGUAUUUCUUGUGCAUAUGGUUAAUUAUAGUAUAUUUGAUAUGUUAAAUCACACCUGAUCGUGAUAGACAUUGGUGAAAGUAUAUUUUAUGCAGAAACAUAGAUAAAUUCCCAAAAGAGCUGAAUGAUUUUUUGCAAGUAGAGCAAGUACCCUAAGUUGCAAUCUAUUAGCAAAUGAGUGUUGAAAAUUAAGGACCAAUGAUGAUUAUAGCGGCAGUCUAAUGGCCGUCGUACAUCAUCUCAGGAUGGUUGAGAUUCGAUUUUAGAACGAUCAAUUUGACACAUUAAUCCUCAUGAGAAGUAAAUUGAUACAGUGGAUUAAUUUUAGGUAGCUAAUUUUAUCUGAUGAUGCAGCCAUUGACUUCAGAGCACUCAGCCAAAGAUGUAUGCAAUCUUCACUAAUGACUUUGAGAUUUUUGAGAAGAGCGUGUACUUCAACAAAAGACAUCUUCCCUGAGGACAGCGGAGCCGAAAAUAAUUUCAAAUCCCGCAGUCAGCCAAAAAAGAGUAAAAGAUAGCACGAACUGCACAUAAAAGUAAAGAUAAGAGCCUACUUCACACCAACAUUUCUUUAUCUUUUGGUGAUGACCAGAAGAGAAAUGCUCUGUAGUGUGGGUUCAUUUAAACAUUUGGCCCAAAGAGCUUUCAUACAUUCAGAUAAAGAACACUAAGAAGAUAUAUGCUUGUUUGCACCAAAUAUAAUUGGAUUAUUCUCCAAUUUCUUUGUUGUUUUGGACCUUGAGAAUGUUAAGUAUAGAAUUUAUGGCUACAAUAGUUACACUAAUGUUAUGUUGGGAUUAAUUAUUGCUCUAGCAUAUUUAUAUUAAUUUAUUUGGCUACAUUAUUACUGUAAUGUAGCCUUUACACACAACCCCCCCCCCCCCCAGUGGAAAUAAGCAUUUUAAGAUACAACUUGUAUUUUUAAAGCAUUAGCCUGGGCAGUGUAAACUAGGCUGAUUUGAAAACGAGUGGAGCAGUAGCUAUAUAAAAACAGCUGAGGUUUACUACUUAAAAUGCUUGUUUGGCUACAAAGAGAAACAUUUUGAAGCUGUGGGUCCACAGAAUAAAACCGCAAACUACUGCGGCAGGUAUUGCACUGCCUUCUAUGGGCAUCUUCCCACAUGGGGACAGAAAUACCCUCAAAAUAUCAGGAAGCAAUAAAGUGGAACGACAGUCUCGUGUUGUGCCAGACACGAUCUUAAUUCCCCACUACAUUCAGCAGAAGUGGAGGGAACAGGGUUCUGACCCCGUUUAUAGAAAUCUGUUUGUCGUUCUAACAACUUCUGUCAUACAUCCAACAUAAAGCAGCGCUGGCAGCACAAAGGCUGUUUUUAUUUGCUCAUCUAUUCAUGAAUUCCCCAUGUUGGCUUCUGAGGGACAACGCACUUUUUUUAUCAGCCGUGGUGUUUGUUACCAACUUAAUUGAAUUAAUUAUUUAGCCCAGCUUGAUGCGACAGUAAACAGCAAGGCUUUAGAUAAUAAUGGUAGCUCGUUUUUUUGAAGGCCAGAUAAGCUAGGCAUGUGAAGCAAUAUUUGUUCUAAUCUUUGCAGGGUGUACACUGAAGAUUGAUAUUAAUGACCAAAUCUAGAAUCGCCAUUAUCUAUUUAUUUGUCAUUAUUAGCAAGAAGGGAACUGUACUGCAUUUCAUCGGCAUGUUUAGAGUCGAUUGUUCAUUAUAUGUUUGCAAAUUUGCUGUAACAUAAUUGAUAACAAAUAUGGGAUUGGUGUUUAGGCUGUCCGUGUCCAGCUGUCGUAGGCCUGGAAUGCUAAGAGAUGUGGACUUUUUGACUAUCUGGAAAGAUACGAGAGUGCACUUGCAACAAUAAGCGCAUUGACAUGCAGGUUCAUUUUCCAUUAUUGUUAUGGAUAUUCACUUAUUCUUCUAUUCAGUUUUUUUUCCAUUUAAAGUGUGUACCUUGUGUCCAGUAGCCCAGAUAAGCAAACAUCCUGACUAAGAGAACUAUGAAUAUGGAAGCUGGGAUCUGCCAACGUAUAGCAGGAUGCAGAAGCGUGUAAUAUCUAAUUUACUUGUAUUUUCCUGCCUUGUAUGUUUUUAUGGUACUGUUUUGAAAAGAAAUCUGUUCUUAUGUUCAGGGAUGUUUAUGGUUGCGAUGUGACGAUACAUAUAUAAACAAUUUUACCUGAAUGAGUGCUUAACCGUAAAUAUAAGCUAUUCACCAUUAUAAUGAAUGCAAGUUUACACGAACACCUUUUUCCUUCACCCGUGUUCUGCAGCAUUUUCUCUUGAGAUGUUGUAAAUAAUGUAAAAUACAAAUGUACAUGUUCGGACGGUUCAUGCCCUUGAACUGGUAACAUUGAUUGUUAGUUAUUUAUUACAGACUGUAUUCAUUUAAGUAAAUUACAUAAAUAUUUUCAACAAUCCUCCCCGCAAGUGGCUUUGAACUCGAAUGGCAAUGUAAAAAGAGUGAUGAAGCCUGCGUUCAUCCACUGGAUGGUUUCAAUUUUGUCGCU